AUGUAUUCUCUCAUCGAAAGACUUGCAUCUCAGCUUCCGCUACAAAUUGCUGCAAAUGGUCUCAAUAUGACGAUGGGAAAUAGUACCACGCCAGGGAAUACGGAGCCUAUCAAUAUCUCGGGCCUCACUCAGCUCGCGACGCUCUGGAAGAUCCUCUCGGCUUUUGGAGUGGCACAAGACUGGAUCAAACUCUUUCUCCUCGGUACCGUCCUCGAGACGGUUCGCCGGUUCGCGUAUACAAUCUGGUAUCGGAUCAUCGAUUCUUUCUUCCUCACCGCGACGUUUGAAAGCGAUGACGAUGCCUAUUCGUGGCUCAUGGUCUGGGUCUCUCGACAACCCAACUGGCGCAAAGCCCGAGACGUUCAGGUGUCCACUCGGAGCUGGGGGCUCGAGGUCCAAGACAAUAGCACGAGGGGAAUCAUGCUCCCAGGAGAAGCCGGAGAUCCAACUUCCCAGCGUCCACUUCACCUCUUACCGAGCUUUGGGCUCCCUCAAACGUUCUGGUACAAGGGGCAUUGGAUGCGACUCACCAGAAGCCGCCGGGCAGUCAACGAGAACGACAACAUUGAAGUUUUGACUAUUAGUAUCCUCGCAAGAUCUCAACGCGUCCUUUAUGACCUCUUGACGGAGUCGAAGCGCCAAUACCAAGAGUCUGAAACGCACCGUGUAUCUAUUUACACCGUUGGCCCGUAUUACAACGACUGGAGGCGAUCAGGUUCUCGACCAAAGAGGCCUCUUGAUUCUGUUGUUCUCGAGCAUGGUCUCAAGGAAAUGGUUCUCCACGAUGCGCAAGAAUUUAUCAAUUCGGAAGCCUGGUAUGCAGCACGUGGUCUUCCAUGGCGGCGAGGUUAUCUACUCUAUGGAGUUCCAGGAAGUGGCAAGACAUCGCUGGUAUUCUCGAUCGCCGGGGAACUCAACCUCGACAUUUACGUGAUCAAUCUUGGCAAGAGGGGACUAGACGACAGCGGUCUGACCGAGCUCGUCUCUGAACUCCCACCUAGAUCGAUUGCUCUCAUUGAAGAGAUUGACGCCGUCUUUACGCGUGGCCUCAACCGGGAAACCAGCAAAGAGGAGGAAGGUGCCAACACCAAAAACUCUAUCUCGCUCGGGGGACUGCUGUCGGCCAUUGACGGCAUUCAAGCCAGCGAGGGUCGACUAUUGUUUGCGACGACAAACAACUACAAUGCGCUUGACCCGGCACUGAUUCGAGCGGGAAGGUUGGACGUGCAUGUGGAGUUUACCGAGGCUACACAAUUUCAAGUCGAGGAACUCUUCAAGCGAUUCUUCUGGGUCACAGAUGGGACACCCAAGGUAGUUUCGGAUGCCAAGCCUUUGGCAUCGUCCACAUCGCGUUAUGUCCGGCCCCAACCCGAAGAAUUGACAAAGGAAGAAUGCGACAGGCUGGCUAGCGAGUUUGCAGCUCGCAUCCCCAACCGCGAAUUUGCCAUGUCGAGCAUUCAGGGAUUCCUACUGAUGCACAAGUACCGGCCGUCCCAAGUCGUCAAAGAGGUGGAUGCGUGGGUCGAAAAGGAGCGUGCGGCCAAGCGGGAACGAGAGCGUGCAAAGGCUAGUCAGGAUUCCAAAGGAUCGCCCAAGGAUCCAUCAGAUUCCAAGGGACCGCCCUCACCUCCACCGGAAGAAGCCACGGCAUGA
Serendipita indica DSM 11827 is the source of this 1653-nucleotide messenger RNA. Lineage: Eukaryota; Fungi; Basidiomycota; Agaricomycetes; Sebacinales; Serendipitaceae. The record is from the annotation of a GenBank genome assembly.